GAGUGUAUCUAUUUGCGUGUGUGUGCGGUUUGUUCUCACAAAUCUCUAGUCAUCAAAAUGGAGGAGAUUGGAGUAGUGGUGAACAAAGAAGAAACCCAGAUCCCCAGCCCCGAGUCCAGGCCGGGGACGGGUCUAUCCUCCACCAUAAGUGAGAAGGACACGUCAGAGGACCUCUACACAAGGUACAAGAAGCUGCAGCGUCAGCUGGAGUUCCUUGAAGUCCAAGAGGAGUACAUUAAGGAUGAGCAGCGGAACCUGAAGAAGGAGUACCUGCAUGCCCAGGAAGAGGUCAAACGUAUACAGAGUGUUCCACUUGUCAUAGGUCAGUUCCUGGAGGCUGUUGACCAGAACACAGGGAUUGUGGGAUCCACCACAGGGUCCAACUACUAUGUGCGGAUCCUGAGUACGAUAGACCGCGAGCUGCUGAAGCCCAGUUCGUCAGUAGCGCUCCACAAGCACAGUAAUGCCCUGGUGGAUGUCCUGCCCCCUGAGGCAGACUCCAGUAUCACCAUGCUGUCUGCUGAGGAGAAGCCUGAUGUGGCCUACGCAGAUAUUGGUGGGAUGGACAUGCAGAAACAGGAGAUCCGGGAGGCUGUGGAGCUGCCGCUCACACACUUCGACCUGUACCAGCAGAUCGGCAUUGACCCACCACGGGGGGUCCUCAUGUACGGGCCGCCAGGCUGUGGGAAAACUAUGCUGGCCAAGGCCGUGGCUCAUCACACCACUGCUUCUUUCAUUAGGGUUGUCGGUUCUGAAUUUGUACAAAAGUACCUCGGAGAAGGCCCAAGAAUGGUACGAGAUGUCUUUCGAUUAGCCAAGGAGAACGCACCAGCCAUCAUCUUUAUUGAUGAGAUCGAUGCCAUAGCAACCAAGAGAUUUGAUGCACAGACAGGAGCUGAUCGAGAGGUCCAGCGAAUCCUGCUUGAGUUGCUGAACCAAAUGGACGGGUUUGACCAAACAGUCAAUGUCAAAGUCAUCAUGGCGACCAACCGAGCCGACACGCUGGACCCUGCUCUGCUGCGGCCAGGUCGUUUGGACAGGAAGAUCGAGUUUCCCAUGCCGGACAGGAGACAGAAACGACUCAUCUUCCAGACCAUCACCGGUAAGAUGAACAUGUCUGAGGAAGUGGACCUGGAGGACUAUGUGGCCAGACCUGACAGGAUCAGUGGCGCUGACAUUAACUCCAUCGUGCAGGAAGCAGGGAUGUUGGCAGUGCGAGAGAACCGCUACAUUGUGCUGGCAAAGGACUUUGAGAAGGCAUACAAGACAGCAAUCAAGAAGGACGAGACAGAACAUGAGUUCUACAAGUAGCCUCCUCAUGUUACCCUUCCAGAUGCUUAGAAUUAUCACCCCCACACCCACUAUCCGCGCUGACCUGCCCCUUGUUAGGAGAUAUGUAGUGGGAUUUUCAAGUCAAAGAUAAGAGAAACAAAACAACACCCAGGUAACCAUUACUGGUACAAAUAGUCACUUUUUAGUCCAAUUUCUAUUUCUGUUGAUAUCAGUUCCUCCCCCAAGAAGAAGUACUUUAGAGUCUGUACACAUGUCAGAUGAGAAAUCAGACUUCGAUAUGUUCUAGAAACAUUACAGGGCUCAAAAUACGUUUUUCUGCAUACCUGCACUGGUGCAGGUAACAUUGAAAAUUACCUGCACCAGACAAACUUUGUCUGCACCACUCUGAAUGUAGGAUGUAUGGAUUAUACUAAAAUUGUUCAGGAACUAUUGCUAUUUUUUCUUUUAUACUUUAUAGGUGGUAACAGUCAAUGCAACUAAUGGCAAUCCACAUACACCUUCAUCAUAUGAUAUUUAUGUAUAAAUCCCAGCACAUGAACCAGUGCAGGUUAGGUGCAGGUAGACACCAGAAAUACCUGCACAGCUCCAAUUUUACCUGCACUAACCUGCAUAUGCAGGUGGUAUUUCGAGCCCUGCAUCACAACGUGGGAGCUAACACUGUCAGCUUUCAGUUCUUACACUAUAAGGUCUUCAUUAAGACUUCACAAGUCAUACAAAGUAGCUUAAUUGACCAGUGUACUUUGAUUUGAAUAAAUGCAUAAGAUUAACAAGA
Branchiostoma floridae (Florida lancelet) is the source of this 2065-nucleotide messenger RNA. Its product is annotated as 26S proteasome regulatory subunit 6B. The coding region runs from base 58 to 1311 and encodes 417 amino acids. The transcript is spliced from 8 exons. NCBI's taxonomy places the organism in Eukaryota, Metazoa, Chordata, Leptocardii, Amphioxiformes, Branchiostomatidae. The record is from RefSeq and is a predicted model, not a curated record. Gene Ontology annotation, molecular function: ATP binding; proteasome-activating activity; ATP hydrolysis activity. Gene Ontology annotation, cellular component: proteasome regulatory particle, base subcomplex. Gene Ontology annotation, biological process: proteasome-mediated ubiquitin-dependent protein catabolic process.